This is a messenger RNA of Chironomus riparius, 1239 nucleotides long. The record is from the annotation of a GenBank genome assembly. NCBI's taxonomy places the organism in Eukaryota, Metazoa, Arthropoda, Insecta, Diptera, Chironomidae.
AUGAGUCAAAACAAAAAGAAUAAUAAGAAGCCGAAGAAAGGAUACUAUAAGAAGGAGAACGAGUUUCAACAAGAAGAGCCUAUAAAUGACAGAUUUGAGAUAAAUUCAGAUGAAGACGAGGAACUUCCAGAUUUUAGCUAUUUACUAAAUUUACACUCAUCCAGUACAAGUCACUUGAUACUGAAAUCUGAUCAGGAAAAGUUUGAAACUGAAAGUGUAAUAAAUACAUCAAAAUAUUUUAAUAUAGACAUCAAUUUACUGAAUAGCGCAGUUAAGUCGAUUCCAUUUCACGAGAUACACGGCAUUGAAGGCAUCAAUUGGUCACAGGAUGAAAUUGACUCUAUGAAUGAAGUGUCUAAAACGAAUGAGGAAACUUAUAAGACAUUAUUAGCUAGCAUUUUGAAUCCAGCGACUGAAGAAAUCAGCUCACCUGAAAAGAUCACAAAAAAUAUUAAGGAACUAAAGAUCAGUCCACAAAAAGGAGAUAAAAAGAAAGUCGAACAACAGCCUGAAUCAAGUGAUAACAAGGAAUCUAUGGAAAACUCAAGUUCCUCUGAAGAUGAAAAUGAAGUCAUUCAGCCUGUUCGUAAAAAAGUCAAGCUUCCAAUUCCAUUUGAACCGUGUAAAAAUAAUCAAGUUGACGAUCCAACAGAUCAUGAUGGCAGGAAACGUCAAAUACCUCACAUAGCUGGAAAUUGGUCGUGUCAUGUAUUUAUAGAUUGUUCAUACUUUAAGGAUGUACUCAGUGAUUAUAUUAAUAGAAUUACUGAGAAAUAUGAAGAUAUUAAAAUCAUAGACACUCCACAUGUAAGUCUGUCCAAAAAUUUCAUCAUUAAAUAUCAUUGGAUUGAGAACUUAAGCAAAGUUAUUGGACAGAACUUGAAGUUUAGUACCUUUAAACUGAAAUUUUCAGUAUCAGAAAUAGUUUUCUUAUCAAAUGAAGACAAAUCAAGGCAUUUUGCCUGCAUACUAGUUGACAAAAGCUGUGAAGAUCACUUAGAGCCAUUAAUAGAAUCGACAGACAAGUCGUUGAAGGAAUUUGAACUACCGAUGUAUUAUGAGAACCGGAUAUUUCAUGCAUCAAUAUUUUGGAAGCUGACAGAGUUUGCUGAGGAUGAAAAGACGUUCAUAAGAGAGGAAAUCCAUAGUUUUGCACAGAAUGAGAAUAUUUUAUUUUCUCUUGUCAAGGACAUUACUUUUAAGACUGGAAAUAAAAUAAAGCUAUUUAAUUGUCAGUAG